GCAUCUCUGCUUGUGCACUGAAGUGCUUGAAUUUUGUUGUCCUGUAAUUCUAAGGGAAGACUGGCAAUGAAGAGAACCUAUGAAGGGAACAUCUCCAGGGAAAACAGAAACAGGAUUCCAGCAACGAUGUCGAAGCACCACGAUGCAGGGACCGCUUUCAUCCAGACCCAGCAGCUGCACGCUGCCAUGGCCGACACCUUCCUGGAGCACAUGUGUCGCUUGGACAUUGACUCUGAGCCGACCAUUGCGCGAAACACCGGCAUCAUCUGCACCAUUGGGCCAGCCUCCCGCACRGUGGAGAAGCUGAAGGAAAUGAUUAAAUCUGGAAUGAAUGUUGCCCGCCUCAACUUCUCCCACGGCACCCACGAGUAUCAUGAGGGCACAAUCAAGAACGUGCGAGAAGCUACAGAGAGCUUUGCCUCUGACCCAAUCACCUACAGACCUGUGGCUAUUGCACUGGAUACAAAGGGACCUGAAAUCCGAACUGGACUCAUCAAGGGAAGUGGCACAGCAGAAGUGGAGCUCAAGAAGGGCGAGACUCUCAAAGUGACCCUGGAUGAUGCCUACAUGGAGAAGUGCGAUGAGCACGUGCUGUGGCUGGACUACAAGAACCUCAUCAAAGUUGUGGAUGUCGGCAGCAAAAUCUACGUGGAUGAUGGUCUGAUUUCCCUGCUGGUUAAGGAGAAAGGCAAGGACCAUGUCAUCACGGAGGUCGAGAACGGCGGCAUGCUUGGCAGCAAGAAGGGAGUGAACCUGCCCGGCGCUGCCGUGGACCUGCCCGCUGUCUCCGAAAAGGACAUUCAGGACCUAAAGUUUGGCGUGGAGCAGAACGUAGAUAUGGUGUUUGCUUCCUUCAUCCGCAAGGCUGCUGAUGUCCAUGCUGUCAGGAAGGUGCUCGGGGAAAAGGGAAAGCAUAUCAAGAUCAUCAGCAAGAUUGAGAACCACGAGGGUGUGCGCAGGUUUGAUGAGAUCAUGGAGGCCAGCGAUGGCAUCAUGGUGGCUCGUGGUGACCUGGGCAUUGAAAUCCCUGCUGAAAAAGUCUUCCUUGCCCAGAAGAUGAUGAUUGGGCGCUGCAACAGGGCUGGCAAACCCAUCAUUUGUGCCACUCAGAUGCUGGAGAGCAUGAUCAAGAAGCCGCGGCCAACCCGCGCCGAGGGCAGCGACGUGGCGAACGCCGUCCUGGACGGAGCCGACUGCAUCAUGCUGUCCGGGGAGACCGCCAAGGGCGACUACCCGCUGGAGGCCGUGCGCAUGCAGCACGCUAUCGCCCGYGAGGCCGAGGCUGCCAUGUAUCAUCGCCAGCUCUUCGAAGAAAUUUUCCGCCUCACGGUUCACAACAGGGACCCUGCCGAUGCCAUGGCCGUAGGCGCAGUGGAGGCCUCUUUUAAGUGCUUAGCUGCAGCAAUCAUAGUUCUGACCGAGCAUGGCAGGUCGGCCCACCUGGUGUCGCGGUACCGCCCGCGGGCGCCCAUCAUCGCGGUGACGCGCAGCGGGCAGACGGCGCGCCAGGCCCACCUCUACCGGGGCGUCUUCCCCGUGCUCUGCAAAGAGCCAGCCCAUGACGCCUGGGCCGAGGACGUGGAUCUCCGCGUGAACCUGGGCAUGAACGUCGGUAAAGCCCGUGGAUUCUUCAAGAGCGGCGACUUGGUCGUGGUCCUCACUGGCUGGCGCCCUGGCUCUGGCUACACCAACACCAUGCGCGUGGUGCCCGUCCCCUAAACGGCCCACGCGAGUAGCGACCUGUUCCUUCCCCCUUCUCCACGCCCUUCCCCUUGCAUUAGACCAGCAAUUGCUUGCUACGUUCUCCUUGUCUGUAGAGUGGAUUUAGGUUGCUAAACGCCACCGAGAGCAGCAGCAGGGGGAAAAGACCUUAAAUCACUAAAAAUACUUGAAGUGUUUAGUUUUUUUAAGAAAACCCCUCUCCCUGUAGUUGAGUACUGCCCCGAUGUAUGUUGGAGCCAGCGCAGGAGGUUGCUGCACGUGCGUGGGACGCGUGUCCCCGUGGCCCCGUCCCUGUCCUSCGGGUGGGAGGGCGCCUUUCCUGGCCUGUCCGCGGGGCGAUGUGGGGAGAAGGGGAGGAGACGGCUCCAGGGUGGGUGGUUCCCGUGUCACACUCCAUGGUAGGUGCCCUGCAGCCCUAGGGGCGGCCCCGCUGCUGUCCCCGCGCUCGCCGCCCCGGGCUGGCGCUCUGCUCUCGCUCUCCACACUCCCGGCCCCACGGCGGGGGGCGGCYCCUCCACACCACCCUCGGGGUCCCCUGGGGCCCCAGCUUGAGGCUGGCUGCUCUUUGUGCCCCUCGGGCKCAUGCAGAGGCUGUUACACUGGAGACGGAAACCUGCCCCGAGCCCAAACCUGGGCUAGGCCUGGGCCGCUGCGCUCAGGYUUGGCGGGGCAGGGGAUGGCACAAGGACAGGGUGCCCCCGUGCCCGAACUCCCCAUGCUCCCCGCACCCCGUCUGCGAGCCGGGCCCCCUCCCCGAGCGCCCUCUCCCUCGCUGUGCAUCCGGACAAGCCGUUGGCUCCGACAGGCGCCUGGGGUUGUAGAGCACAACGUCUACGUCAAUAAAGACAAGCUGAAGCACC
Messenger RNA from Nothoprocta perdicaria, 2582 nucleotides. It is a transcript of the gene PKM, whose product is annotated as pyruvate kinase M1/2. The record is from RefSeq and is a predicted model, not a curated record. The coding region runs from base 67 to 1719 and encodes 550 amino acids. Gene Ontology annotation, molecular function: potassium ion binding; magnesium ion binding; pyruvate kinase activity. Gene Ontology annotation, cellular component: cytoplasm. The transcript is spliced from 11 exons. Gene Ontology annotation, biological process: cellular response to insulin stimulus; glycolytic process. Lineage: Eukaryota; Metazoa; Chordata; Aves; Tinamiformes; Tinamidae.